UCGAAUCCGGGGAGGGAGAACUAGGGUUUUCAGGGUUCCGGAGUGCGCGUGAACGAUGACGGACUUGGAUUCAUGGGAGGAGAUUGAAUCGCCGGCAGGGUCACAGGCGCCAGCAGCUCCAGCGGCGUCACGGCUCAAUCCAUCGGCGCCUUCCUUCACAUUCAAUCCGUCGGCGCCAUCUUUCAUGCCCAGAGCUCCAGCGCCGCCGACACCAGCUCCAGCUCCACAGCCGGCGCAUCAGCCUGGAUUUGCAAUCCCGGUCCGAAUUCCAGUCCCUGAGCCAGAGGAUUCGGCGCCGUUCGACCAGGCCAAUGGAAUGGAGGUGGAUCCUCCCAAGGAAACAAAGAAGGAGGACCCUCUUCCGGAGGAAAUUGUGGAGAAAUUCGAAGCCACCAAGAUCUCACCAGAUGUAGAAACUCGCGACGAGAUGGAUGCGGAACCAGCACCAAGCAAGGAAGAUUUUCCCGAAGAUGUUACUGACACUCGAUCGCACUUGAAUGUUGUGUUCAUUGGUCACGUUGAUGCUGGCAAGUCCACAAUCGGUGGACAGAUUCUUUUUGUGAGUGGUAUGGUGGACGAACGCACCAUACAGAAAUACGAGCGGGAAGCCAAGGAGAAGAAUCGCGAGAGCUGGUACAUGGCCUACAUUAUGGAUACUAACGAAGAAGAGCGUGCGAAGGGAAAGACGGUGGAAGUUGGCAGGGCUUCCUUCGAAACGGCUAAAACGAGGUUCACGAUUCUGGAUGCUCCCGGGCACAAAAACUAUGUGCCAAAUAUGAUCAGUGGUGCUUCACAAGCGGACAUUGGCGUGCUGGUUAUAUCCGCUCGCAAAGGUGAAUUUGAAACGGGAUUCGAAAGAGGAGGCCAGACACGGGAGCACGCUCAACUUGCGAAGACACUCGGUGUAGCGAAGCUCUUGGUUGUUGUAAACAAGAUGGACGAUUCUUCCGUUGGGUGGGAGAAGGAAAGGUUUGACGAGAUUGAGAAGAAGAUGACUCCAUUUCUGAAGUCCUGUGGUUAUAACAUCAAGAAAGAUGUCCAAUUCCUUCCAAUCUCGGGGCUUUAUGGAACAAACCUCAAAGAAAGAAUGCCGACGUCUGUAUGCUCUUGGUGGGAAGGACCUUGUCUGUUUGAGGCAUUAGACAGCGUGGAGCCGCCUCAAAGGGACGCUACUGGUCCGUUCAGGAUGCCGAUCAUCGACAGAUACAAGGACAUGGGCACGGUGGUCAUGGGAAAGAUAGAAGCGGGAUCCGUGAGGCGGGGCGAUAAUUUAGUGGUCAUGCCCAACAAGGCUCCAGUGAAGGUUAUCACCAUCUUCCGUGACGCUGAUGAAGUCAAUCAAGCCAAACCCGGAGAAAAUCUAAGAAUACGGCUGUCUGGUCUUGAGGAGGAUGACAUUUCAUCUGGUUUUGUGCUCUCCAGCAGCAGCAGCCCAAUCCCCGCUGUGCUGGAGUUCGAUGCUCAGCUUCAAGUGUUGGAACUUCUCGAUCACAAGGCUAUAUUCACGGCUGGAUAUAAGGCUGUUCUCCACAUCCACGCGGUCGUGGAAGAAUGUGAGAUCAUGGAGCUCAUGCAACAGAUUGACCCAAAAACCAAGAAGCCAAUGAAGAAAAAAGUGCUCUUUGUCAAGAGUGGCGCCGUUGUCGUUGUCAGGAUUCAGGUUCCUGCUCCAAUCUGCAUUGAGAAGUUUCAGGACUUUCCACAGAUGGGCCGUUUCACUUUGCGUGACGAAGGUGCUUGUCUCUCAACUUCUGUUACUAUGCUACUACUGAGAUUUGGUGUUGUGCUUCCCAUUCCAGGCAAGACUGUCGCCAUUGGCAAGGUCAUUAAGCUGAGGCAGGAAUGACUCAGAGUGACUUGUAGCGACGCUUUGGUUCGUGCUGCUGGCCUGAAUCUGCGAUGAAUUCAACGCAAUGGCCUAUAUUUUUGUUUCUCGCGUAUCUCCAUAUCAUCGAACUGUAUUUUGGUGAGCUAGCAAGCACGACAAACGUAUUGACACGUUUCUUAAUCUACGCAAGUUGUUUUCGAGAAUAA
Molecule: messenger RNA, 2034 nt
Organism: Selaginella moellendorffii
Lineage: Eukaryota; Viridiplantae; Streptophyta; Lycopodiopsida; Selaginellales; Selaginellaceae
Product: eukaryotic peptide chain release factor GTP-binding subunit ERF3A
Exons: 16
Coding region: 56-1846 (596 amino acids)
Biological process (GO): translation
Cellular component (GO): translation release factor complex
Molecular function (GO): GTP binding; GTPase activity; translation release factor activity
Source: RefSeq, a predicted model, not a curated record